Molecule: messenger RNA, 1884 nt
Organism: Cynocephalus volans (Philippine flying lemur)
Lineage: Eukaryota; Metazoa; Chordata; Mammalia; Dermoptera; Cynocephalidae
Gene: SLC13A4
Product: solute carrier family 13 member 4
Exons: 16
Coding region: 1-1884 (627 amino acids)
Biological process (GO): transmembrane transport
Cellular component (GO): membrane
Molecular function (GO): transmembrane transporter activity
Source: RefSeq, a predicted model, not a curated record
AUGGGCUUGCUGCGGGGCCUCCUCCAGGCCAAGAACCUGCUGCUGGUCAUCUGCGUCCCGCUCCUGCUGCUGCCCCUGCCCGUCCUCCACCCCAGCAGCGAGGCUGCGUGUGCUUACGUGUUGAUCGUGACUGCUGUGUACUGGGUGUCUGAAGCGGUGCCUCUUGGAGCUGCAGCCCUGGUCCCUGCCUUCCUCUACCCAUUCUUUGGAGUCCUCCGAUCCAGUGAGGUGGCGGCCGAGUACUUCAAGAACACCACGCUGCUGCUGGUGGGGGUCAUCUGCGUGGCGGCCGCCGUGGAGAAAUGGAACCUGCACAAGCGCAUUGCCCUGCGCAUGGUCCUGAUGGCCGGAGCCAAGCCGGGCAUGCUGCUGCUCUGCUUCAUGUGCUGUACCACGCUGCUGUCCAUGUGGCUCUCCAACACCUCCACCACCGCCAUGGUCAUGCCCAUCGUGGAGGCUGUGCUGCAGGAGCUGGUCAGUGCUGAGGAGGAGCAGCUCGUGGCGGGCAACUCCAGCGCCGAAGAGGCCGAGCCCAUCAGUCUUGAUGUAAACAACAGCCAACCUUCGCUGGAACUCAUCUUUGUGAAUGAAGACCCUUCAACAGCAGACUUAACUUCCCUGGUGCACAACAAGAACCUGAAUGGAGUGCCCAUGAUCACCAACCCUCUCAAAACAGCAAACCAACGCCAGGGCAAGAAGCAGCACCCAUCCCAGGAAAAGCCAUUGGUCCCGACUGCCAGCCCCAGGAACCAGGAGCUGAACAGAAAGUACAGGUCCCAGCAUGACCAGAUGAUCUGCAAGUGCCUCUCUCUGAGCAUAUCUUACGCUGCUACCAUUGGCGGCCUGACCACCAUCAUUGGCACCUCCACCAGCCUCAUCUUCCUGGAACACUUCAACAACCAGUAUCCAGCUGCAGAGGUGGUGAACUUCGGCACCUGGUUCCUCUUCAGCUUCCCCAUUGCCCUCAUCAUGCUGGUGGUCAGCUGGUUCUGGAUGCACUGGCUGUUCCUGGGCUGCAAUUUUAAAGAGACCUGCUCUCUGAGCAAGAAGAAGAAGACCAAAAGGGAAGAGUUGUCAGAGAAGAGGAUCCAAGAGGAAUAUGAAAAGCUGGGGGACAUUAGCUAUCCUGAAAUGGUGACUGGAUUUUUCUUCAUCCUGAUGACUGUGCUGUGGUUUACCAGGGAGCCUGGCUUUGUCCCUGGCUGGGAUUCUUUCUUUGAAAAGAAAGGCUACCGCACCGAUGCCACGGUCUCUGUCUUCCUUGGCUUCCUCCUCUUCCUCAUUCCAGCGAAGAAGCCCUGCUUUGGGAAAAAGAAUGAUGGGGGAAACCGGGAGCCUUCCCUAGAGAUGGAGCCGAUCAUCACAUGGAAGGACUUCCAGAAGACCAUGCCCUGGGAGAUUGUCAUUCUGGUGGGAGGAGGCUAUGCUCUGGCUUCUGGUAGCAAGAGCUCUGGGCUAUCCACGUGGAUUGGGCACCAGAUGUUGUCCCUGAGUAGUCUCCCGCCAUGGGCUGUCACCCUGCUGGCAUGCAUCCUGGUGUCCAUUGUCACAGAGUUUGUGAGCAACCCAGCCACCAUCACCAUCUUCCUGCCCAUCCUGUGCAGCCUGUCUGAAACGCUGCACAUUAACCCACUCUACACGCUGAUCCCAGUCACCAUGUGCAUCUCCUUUGCAGUUAUGCUGCCUGUGGGCAAUCCCCCCAACGCCAUCGUCUUCAGCUAUGGGCACUGCCAGAUCAAAGAUAUGGUGAAAGCUGGCCUGGGGGUCAAUGUCAUUGGCCUGGUGAUAGUGAUGGUGGCCAUCAACACCUGGGGAGUUAGCCUCUUUCACCUGGACACUUUUCCAGCCUGGGCCAAGGUCAGUAAUAUCACUGACCAGGCCUAA